Closterium sp. NIES-65 is the source of this 1560-nucleotide messenger RNA. The record is from the annotation of a GenBank genome assembly. NCBI's taxonomy places the organism in Eukaryota, Viridiplantae, Streptophyta, Zygnematophyceae, Desmidiales, Closteriaceae.
AUGGCUACCCCCAGUGUUCUUACCUUUGACACUGAGGGUCGUGCUGUUGACUUUGAGGUCUGGGUCGAUGACCUCCAGCUGUUCCUCCAGUGCGAUAGGACAGACGACCUCUCUCUGUUCGACCUCACCUCUGGUGCCUCCCCUGCCUCGCCUGCUACUGCUGACAGCACUUACAAGAGUGCUCAGACAUUGUACGACGUUGUAGCUGCACUGAGCCACCUCAUGCUACCGUACCUCUUCCCUGACCUUGCUGCCUUUCCCACAAUCGCUGACCUCAUUACGCACCUCCGCACUAGUGUCACUCACUACCGCGCUGCGCUCCCUGCUGAGUUCUGGGCCAAGAACCCCCCCCCCAUGUACAUCACCCUCUACUACAUAAUCACCUGGCUCCCUGACUCUCUUCGCUUAGUAAGGGACCACAUUCUCUCAGUUUGCCCCACCACUCUCACCGCUGAACUCCUCGAGGAGCGCCUCCUAGCAGUAGAGAAGAGAAUAGUAGCUGUAGGAGCCUCUCGUGGUGACCCUCGCACCCCCGUCUUUGAGGGGUGUUCCCCUUCCCCCCUCUUGCCCUUUGUUGCUUCUACUGCUGCUGCCGACCUCGUUGGUUUCUACGGGGUCGGCGCUGCGUCUGCCCCUAGCAAGAGGCGCCGCACCGGCAAGGGCAAGGGGGGCAAGGGAGCUGGAGGGGCUAGCAGGGGCGGUGGAGGUGGCGGUGGAGGCAGUGGAGGGGGUGGGGGUGGUGGUGGGAGUGGUGGCGGGGGUGGCGGCGGCGGUGGCAGCAGUGGAGGCGGAGGAGGCGGCGGUGGUGGCGGAGGGAGCGGAAGUGGCGGAGGUGGCGGAGGCGGCGGCGGCGGCGGUGGAGCUGCUCGCGACUCUACGCAGAGGAGUGGGUCUGGUGGUGGUCCGCGCCAGCAGCAGCAGCGCAGUCGUGAGACCCGGUCCCCUCACCAGCUUCGUGAGUGGUACGUUGCGCGUCAGCGCAGUGGGGGUACUGGUCCCUGCACUUACGUUCUCCGUACCGGUGACCGCGUUGGUGAGCAGUGCGGGGGCCCGCACUCCACCCAACGCUGCUUUGGCCGCCUGACGGACACGUGGCGUCACCAGUUCCCUAAGGCGUCAGAGAUCCCUCGCUGGGGAGAUCUGUCUAGGGCGGGGGUGGCCAUCUUUGAUCUUGACUAUGAUGCUAUUCUUGCUGCCAUGUAUGCUGUGACUAUUAGUGAUGAGGGUGAGUGUUACCUGUGUGUUCCGCCUGACCCGAGCAUUCAGGCUGCUGCUCUAGGUGCUGGUGAGGCUCCUGCCCCAGGUGCUAGUGCGUCUGCUGCCCCAGGUGCUGGUGAGUCUGCUCUCUCAGGUACUACGUCGGCUCAGGCCUUACACACCUUCACCGUUGACUCGGGUGCUUCCCGCUCCUUCUUUCGCCACCGCACCACGCUUACGCCGCUUAGUCGGCCGGUUGCGGUCUCCCUGGCGGACCGCUCUGGGGGUCCUGUCCUUGCUAGCUUCUCCACUGUCUUACCGAUAGGGGGGUUGACCAGUUCACUCCUGCGAGUCAGCGGGUGA